Drosophila takahashii is the source of this 1140-nucleotide messenger RNA. It is a transcript of the gene Or59a, whose product is annotated as Odorant receptor 59a. Gene Ontology annotation, cellular component: plasma membrane. Gene Ontology annotation, biological process: sensory perception of smell; detection of chemical stimulus involved in sensory perception of smell. The record is from RefSeq and is a predicted model, not a curated record. Lineage: Eukaryota; Metazoa; Arthropoda; Insecta; Diptera; Drosophilidae. Gene Ontology annotation, molecular function: olfactory receptor activity; odorant binding.
AUGAGGCAAGUCACAGUCGACAGUCUGGAAUUUUUCAAGAGCCACUGGACAGCCUGGCGGCUCCUGGGAGUGGCCCAUAUUCGUGUGGAGUCCUGGAGAAACCUCUACAUGACCUACAGUAUCGUACUAAAUCUCCUUGUGACCCUGUGCUAUCCAUUUCAUCUGGGCAUGUCGCUCUUUCAAAACCGUACCCUCACCGAGGAUAUUCUCAACCUGACCACCUUUGCUACCUGUACCGCCUGCUCGGUGAAGUGCCUGCUGUAUGCCUACAACAUCAAGGAUGUGCUGGAAAUGGAGAGACUUUUGAGGCUGCUGGAUGACCGGGUAGUCGGUCCGGAACAAAGAGGCAUCUACGGACAGGUGCGGGUGCAGCUGCGGAAUGUCCUGUACAUUUUCAUCGGCAUCUACAUGCCCUGCGCCCUGUUCGCCGAGCUCUCCUUUCUGUUCAAGGAACAGCGCGGCCUCAUGUAUCCCGCCUGGUUUCCCUUCGACUGGCUAAACUCAACCAGAAACUACUAUAUAGCGAAUGUCUAUCAGAUCGUGGGCAUAUCCUUUCAACUGCUGCAGAACUAUGUGAGUGACUGCUUUCCAGCGGUGGUCCUGUGUCUGAUCUCCUCGCACAUCAAAAUGUUGUACAAGAGAUUCGAGGAGGUGGGUGUAAAUCCAGCUAGAAAUGCGGAGAAGGAACUAGAGGCCUGCAUCACGGAUCACAAGCACAUACUAGAACUUUUCCGUCGGGUUGAAGCCUUCAUAUCCUUACCCAUGCUAAUUCAAUUUGCGGUAACCGCUUUAAAUGUCUGUAUCGGCAUUGCCGCCCUGGUUUUUUUCGUCACUGAGCCCAUGGCACGGAUGUAUUUCAUCUUCUACUCGUUGGCCAUGCCUCUGCAGAUCUUUCCAUCCUGCUACUUUGGCACCGACAACGAAUACUGGUUUGGACGGCUCCAUUACGCGGCCUUCAGUUGCAAUUGGCACACCCAAAACAGGAGUUUUAAGCGGAAAAUGAUGCUGUUCGUUGAGCAAUCCUUGAAGAAGUGCACCGCUGUGGCUGGCGGCAUGAUGAGAGUACAUUUGGAUACCUUUUUUUCCACCCUGAAAGGUGCAUACUCCCUGUUCACCAUCAUCAUACGAAUGAGAAAGUGA